AUAGUUCCCUAACGCUGGAAAGGCUCAUGUAUAUAAAGCUUCUGUUAGUACUAUGGUAGGAGGAACUAUGAAAGAGGUUGAAUCGUUCAGAGGAAUGUCUGAACGCCACUAUGAAAGGAUCACCGGUCCGCCCAUCUUGAAAAGAGCAUGCCUGCAACUUGACCUCAUUCUACCACCGGUCUUUUUCGAUAAUACGUCUGGAUAGCCUUUCAUAGGGCCACGUCUUGCGAAGGAGGGCCUAGCUACGCAAUAUCCCUCUAUCUAAAGGCUGUUCCCAACUGUUUCAGCUCAGUGGCCGGGUUGUAUGACCAUUCAACACAAUGAAGAAUGACGUGUAAUGCGCAAGGUCGACGUCGAACUUCGACGUGUAGCAUCAUUGAUUUAUUGAUAUCUUCCUUAGCCAUUGUCGUGAACCCAUUAUGCACCUUUAUGCCCCCCAUUGUUAUGAAGGUGUCUCAUAGUCAUCCUUCUCCAUUGGGUCGCUUCUUUGGUCACGGACGUUAGCGGCACAUGCGGUUUCAUCCCUUGUGGCACUAAAUCUUUUCUUCCAACAGUCCUGUAGAUAUAGGCGGUUGCCUCACCCCUUGCAUGCUGAACUAUUAGUUGUGUCGCAAAGGGUGCGUCUUGUAACUCUUGAAUCUGUCAUCAGCCCCAUAACAGUCCUCAGGCCUAAGCCAGCCUGUCUACGCAUAUCUCAUCUCUAGUACACUCAAGCUCGACGAUUGACCUAGGCGAUCCGGCAAUAAUACAAGGUUCCUAGGACUUCCAACCCUCCUAUUCACCUUCCUCCAAGUGUACUUAUAUAGCCAAACUGCCCACUCUCGGCCUCUCGAUUUACUUGCAAAACGUGUCCACACAGUGUAUGUUACUUCUAUGUAGGCUUACGUUGCUACACAUCUGACUUCAAUUCAACAGAAUGCAUCUCAGCGCGUAUCAACCUAGCCCACUCCAACUCCUCAAGAAGGAGCAGGCUGGCCAGCUCGGCGUGGCUCUUCCCUACCGACUCUGGGACUCUGAGGAGUUACUCAAGGCUCACCUCCAGAGCCUCCCAUCAACCUCAUCGCAACGUCCUAUCGACUGGUCUGCUUCCUGUAUGCGAGCACAGGAGUGGAAGCAGCUCGUUCAUGUCCUCGAACGGAGGAAACUAUCUAUCGCUCCGCAAGAAGACUCCGAACUCGAGAAAGACCUUGCUGUCCUACGUUUCAGUUUGAAGGUUCUCUCUUGGGCGUUGUUUCCCAUCAACCACCUUCCGGUCGAGAUCCUGAAUCUCAUUUUUCGAUUUGUCAUUCAGGACUCUGUUAGGCCUCAGACAUACAACUACCAUCGCAUGCUCUUGACUUGGGUCUGUCACCAUUGGCGAGAAGUGGCACUCAACAACAAGAUCCUCUGGAGUAGCAUUUGGUUCCAAGACCUUCCUCCGUACGAAUGCUCGUUAACGUUUCUAGAGCGUGCCGGGGAUGCUCCCCUUGAUAUCCGGAUUGGAGAUAGGGAGAGGCAUCCAUAUGAUGUGCAAGACCCAACAAAGCUCACGACGGAACAGGCGACCCUUGUACUGGACGCUAUGAUGAAGAAGCUUAGAACACUACGAAGCUUUGUAGGCGUCAUAUAUCGUUGGGACGUUGCCAUCUUGGUAGUCCGCAAGUUCCAUGAAGCAGGAGUUGUCCCGGUGUCCUUAGAACAUUUCGAGCUUCACCGCACUGGCGUACUUCAUGAAGGAUGGCAGCCACAUGAGAUCCAGAAUCCCUUCAGACUCAUCAAUGAAGUGGCCCCGAGGCUGACGUCCCUUACAAUCGAUGGUUUAGUCCCUGACUUGACUCGUUUACCAAUGACAAAUCUGACUUCUCUCGAUCUUCGACGAACCAACCUCUUCAUUGGACCAUCAGUCGUACAAUUCAAGCACAUGAUCCAGGGCAGUCCUAAUCUGUACAAGCUUUCUUUGGUGGCUGCAGGUCCUCAUCAAGACGGUAAUGGAGGCUCUCAUGAUCCUAUUCGUAUCAAUUCAUUACGCGAACUGGUUAUUGGAGAUUUUAUCGACGUGGACUAUGCCCUGUUCUUAGUAUCGCUCAUCGAUGCUCCGAAUGUCAUGUCUUUGGACCUCCACAACUUAUUCGGUGGUGACUGCACACCUCUACUUCGGCUUCUUACUAGACGCUUCCUGAAAAUAAGACUGUUAUCCCUGUAUAUGAUCAGGAUUGAGGAAGUCGAAGGGAGGAGAACACUCGCAAUCAUAAUCAAAUUCUUUCAACAUAUGCCAGAACUCGAACUUCUGAAAAUCGGACAUGUUCCUGUCUUGUUUCUCUUUGCUCUCUCUGCGGAUCCCCGAGACCUAGGACAACCGAACCCAGAGGACGAUAAUGCGAUGGCCGAGAGAGACGGAAUCUAUACCAUCCCAAACGCCGACCUAUCUCAUUUCCCAGUAGUAUGUCCCAAGCUACGGUAUCUCCACUUCCAGUCGGUCGAUUCAACUCUUAUCAAGACGCUGCUCUCAGAAAGGUCUUCAGCUGGACUCCGAUUCUCUAAAGUAUACACGCCAGUCAUACAUUCGAUACCCCUCCCAUCUGACCUGAUCGAGAUUGAGACCUUGGCUGACCAUUUGUUUAUUCUUCAAGUUUAUGGGUAUCGUGUACCGGAGGAGAUGACGAUCCUUGAAGAGAUUUCCAGUCAUUUACCAACUUCUGUCCGUCCGCUGGUGUGUAGAGAUACGCCUGGAUUCACGCCCAUUUGGGGGUUGUAGAAGAAUUGGUCAAUGUAUACUAUUUUGAUGAAGUUGUAUGGUCCCAUCGAAGAGGGGUGGUCCACUUUUGAGAAUUGUCAUUCAAUUCAAGGUAUUCAAUUCAGAACAAGAUCGUUCCCGCGAUCCACGUGGCACGU
Messenger RNA from Somion occarium, 2871 nucleotides. The record is from the annotation of a GenBank genome assembly. NCBI's taxonomy places the organism in Eukaryota, Fungi, Basidiomycota, Agaricomycetes, Polyporales, Cerrenaceae.